AUGGCCGCCAAAUAUGUAGCUCGUUUCGUUAACCGAAAUCCCAGGAACAAUGAGUUGAUCGGCCGACAAAUUCCGAACAGCGGAUACCAAUUUGAAGCAGAUCGCGACGUUCGCAGUUUUAUCUACAAAAUUGAAUUAGUUGAAGGAAAAUCGCACAGAGAAGGUCGACUAAUUCAUCAUGAGGAUGGUGUUGUGUUAAGCGCUUCAACAAGAGAACCUCAAAUAUCGGAUCAACUGUAUAGUAAUACGGAUACAUCGGCAGCGAUGAAUAUUGGAAGGAUUCUGGCGUUGCGGUGCCUUCAAUCCGGAAUUCAUUUUGCGAAACCCGCCGCCACCAAAGAUGUCAUUGAGAAAAGCCAACAUCAAAAGCAUUUCUUCGACGCUCUUCAAAAAGAGGGUUUGAUAUUGAACGAGCCCGAACCGAUUGAACAUAACUAUGAAAGCGAUAAAUCAUUCACAUGGAACAGGUAUCCGCUGAAAGCAAAUCGCAGUGAAAAACUGGAUGAAUUGUAA
This is a messenger RNA of Caenorhabditis bovis, 513 nucleotides long. NCBI's taxonomy places the organism in Eukaryota, Metazoa, Nematoda, Chromadorea, Rhabditida, Rhabditidae. The record is from the annotation of a GenBank genome assembly.